AAAAAAAAUCUUAAAAAGAAGAGAUGGAAAAAUAGAACAGCUAAUACAGUAGGUGUAGGGGGAUAGGACAGCUCCCUGAAAAAAAACCCUUCAUUUUCCUCUCUCUCUCUCUCUAAGUUGCUGUUAAUGUUAGAGACCUGCUUUAGGUGGAGAACCAGAUGCCUUUGAUGUGUUGUGUGGGUGGUGCCUUCUUCUCUUUUAUUUCCUCUCAUCUUUCUGUUGCUAUUGUGAAGAAUAGUGAUUGUUUUUGUUUUUGUUUUUUUUUUUAAAAAAAAAAAGAAAAAAAGAAGAAGGCAAAAGAGGCUCUUAUCUUACAACCAUAUCUGUCCUUCUUUCUCACAUAUUCAUCUCUAUCUUCUUCUCCAGUCAUCUUUCAAGUUAUUCACAGACAGACAGACAGACAAACAGACAGACAGACACCCACAUCAUCCCAUCCCCCAGAUUCAUCAUGAGGGGGUGUACUCCAACCAAUUAAAGAAGGGAAAAAGAGGCUGGGUUCAUUUUGAGGGGCUUUGUUUUCUGGGAGCUGAAGUCCUUAAUUUGGUAUGCUGAAGAUUAAGAGCAAGCCCAGUUGCAGUACAGUUAUUGGGCUUGUUUUAUUAGUGAUCAAAGAUCAAAACAAAAUAGAGAGGGUCUUCUUCAAAUGUUAUCCUUUGGUGGAGACCAUCUAGACCCUUCAUGUUCUUCUGAUGAAGUGCCAACUCCCAAUUUCUCUAUAAGAAAUUAUGUUUUCAAAGCAAGGAGCAAAGGUGUCGAGAACAACUGGCCAUUUCAUUCGCAACUCUUACAACUCUGCUUGAAGUACGGUGUCGAAGAUUUAUUGCCGCCUUUUGAACCUCCUGAUUCAGUGAGAGCCCAAUCUUCUACUAAGAGUAUAGAAAUCGAUCGACCAACUAAGUCAUCAGAGACUGGACAAAUUCCAUCCAGUACUGAGCAAGUGCGUAAAGAUGCUGGUGAUCCAAACGAUGUUGCUUAUCUAAAGGUCGAAAAUGGAGGAGAUUCCAGCGAACGGAAUUGUAAUACUGGUCAAGGGGAAAGAGUUUUAGAUUUGAUAAUUCCUGUGAAUAAUAGUGUUAAAGAAGUAAGCUCGGAGCUAGAGAUUACUGAGCCUCUUCCGCUCGAAAAGAAGAGCAAAUUGGUAGCAGAAAAAGACUUGUUCUCCAACUCAAGUAGUGUAGUAGAAUCGAUGGCUUCAAAAAUUUGCCCUGUUUGUAAAACAUUUUCCUCGACAUCGAACACUACUUUGAAUGCUCACAUCGACCAGUGCCUCGCUGCGGAGUCUAAUGCCCAGCAAGUCGUGACAGAGUACUCGAAAUUUAAAGUCAAACCAAGGAAGAAGCGAUUGAUGGUCGACAUUUACAAAUCAGCCUCCCGUUGCACUCUCGAGGACCUGGACAGAAGGAAUGGCACUAACUGGGCUUCGGGACUGGCUUUUGUUGCCGCAGCCUAUGAGGAUCAUAAUGAGGUGCAGCAAUUGAGAACUCCGCCGUUGGAUUAUAAAGAAGAUGACAGCGGAGGAGCAGUCUAUGUAGAUUCAAACGGCAUAAAGAUUCGGAUUCUAUCCAAGCACAAUGACACACAACAAUCGACACUGAUUGAGGAAUUUAGAACGAGGAAAGUGGCAAAAGUCAAGUCAAGCAAGAAUACAUUGAUUAGCAAGACGCAGCACUUUGGGCGAAAGCAGUUAAAGAACAAGAAGCUGAAGUUGCAACAAAGAAAGAUUUGCUCAUUCAAGAAUUUGAAUAACAAAAUUCGAUCACAAACAGAUGGGGACAGCAUGAAAGAUGAUUACCAUCAGAAAGAAUACUCAUCAGACUUAUCAAAUUUUCCGGAUCAAUCCGCAAAUUCUGGAACCACAAAUCUAAGGCAGUGGGUGUGUUCUAAACGCUCAAAUAUUCUGGAAAAGCCAUCUAAUGAGGACACUUACGAAACCUGGAAGAAUCUUUCUGCAAAAACUAAGAGUGUUCAUUCCCUUUUUAAUGUGGCCGGCAUGAUGGAUGAUGAAAUGACAAGUUCCGAUCACUCUAUCCACUCAUCUAAAAGUGAAAAGAGCUGCGACUUGAAGAAGCGCAUCACGGCUAGAAGCCCAUUUCACUUGAUAGAAGCACAAAACAGCGAUUCAAGUGAAAAAACAGUGACUUGCUUUAAAAAGUUCCGUAAGCAUCGUUCCUUACCGAGAACUCUGAAACGAAGAGGAGAAGCUUCACCUUCUGGCGAUAUUGGACGUGCGAAUAAAAACUUCAGAAUUCUUAAUCCCAAUGUGUUGGAGAGUGAUAUAGUUUCUAAAACUGGAAAUGCCUUAGAACAUGUUUCUCCUCGUGAAACGAACAUGCACACAUCUAAAGAAAGAGAGGAUCAAUAUGAAGUACGAGUUCAAGAACAUAGAGCAACAGAGGAAAAGAUUAUUGGCGAUAAUAUGGCUACUGAUUCUGUCAACUUUGAAAAUGAAAAGCCACCACCUUUUGUUGAGAUUGCUAAUGAAGAGGCCCAACCGGAAAAAGACUUUUUAACAGUACCCGUACACGAAGAAAGUGCUUCUUUGACAAGCUGCUGUAACAUACACGUUGAAGCUCCUCAAGAUAAGUCAUCCAUAACCUCAAUCAGGGACGCCUCAAAUAAUGAUCAUAGCUUGGUAUUUGAUGGGGAAUCAUUGACAUCUACUAUUUCAAGUGCUUCGACUAUGUCUCUUCCAUCUUUGGAGUACUCCAAAUUCAUGGUGUCAGAUUCAGAUCAGUUAGCAGAAGCCACUGCCUCUAAAAAUAAUCCGGAGUUGCUUGUGGCUUCCACCAAAAGUAGUAGAGGAACUGCAGAGCGGAAAUUGGAAAAAAGCGUGAAUCAAAGAGUUAAUGAUGAUAAGCCCUUCUGCUGCUCAUGCAGGGAGAGCCUUUCGAGGGAGACUCAAUUGCUCAGACAAAGUGAAAAAUCCGGCAAAAUGCUAACCUCUAAAGGAAUGCAAGUUUCUAAACAGCACAUCGGUUUGAGAAGCACGUCAUCUUUUAGUUCAUAUCAUAGCUUGAGAACUAAGUUUUUGACUGAAUCAGCCGUAAAUUCCUCAGCUGACAUAAAUUCCGACUCUUGUGGUCCAUCAUCUCAAAAUCAGAUACCAUCUCCAUCAAAUCCUGUACUAAGAUUGAUGGGUAAGAACUUGGUGGUGAACAAAGAAGAGGUUGUGAAACCUCAAACUCCAAAUUCUCCAUUGAUGACUAAUCACCAAAUUCCCCAACAACAAUUUCGGGGGGUUGGUUUUCACGGUGGUUUGAUUGCAAAAUUUGAUCAGAGUUCCAUGGAGAAGUCACAUAAAAAGCUAGUUCCACCCUCUCAGACUGAGGAUGAGCCAAAAGCUGGAUUAGUGCUUCCAAGAAGUGCUUCUGCCACAGCUAUCUUAAUGUCGAAUCCAAUGCUGCCGACUCCAUUCUCCUACUUUCCGUCCCAGAAUCAAUUUUCACCAACGAAUGCUACAAGUAGCGGAUCAAGGCUUUUGCUUCCGAAUUUGUACCCAACAGUUAGUACUAACAGUUUGAUGAAUCCAGGAACAGCUUUUGAAGGGCCAGGUGCUUUUUUGCCGCACCCUCUCAUAUUGCAGUCGUCAACAUAUCAACUGAGCCCCUUCAUGUAUCAUUCGCAGAGCUUGCGAGUAUUUUGUUGUUGUUUUGUGAUGGAUUUGGAGGAGGAGAGCUCUAAGUCCCGGUUUAAUGAGGUUGGAGACGAGGAGGAGGUCGACGCCCUAGGGAGAAUGGGAUCGGAGGAGCGUUCUCCGAUCGAUUUCCCUCCUUGUGAAUCGCCUUUGGUGUCGAUCGCUUCUUUCAAAGCAGGGGCGACAAAAGGGUAUGGAUUGAAGAGGUGGAGGAGAAUGAGGCGAGAUUCGAGUAAGAGUAGAUCGGUUAGAGACGAUUCUUAUAAGAUUAACAAGCGGAGGAGCGCUGUUGAAGGUGAGAGCUCUGUAGAAUCGAGGAUCGUGGGAGGGGUUUUCAAUCCCCGUCUAGGGUUAGGGUUCUUAAUUCCUCCUACUGGUGGGGAUUCGGAAAACAGCGAGGAUCGUAGUAGUAAGUCAUCGACUGCCGCAAGUGCUCCAAGUAUUAAGAUGAAAUCUAGAGGAUGGAUUGAUAUCAUUAGGGAAUCUAAAGGAGCUCAAGCUAAGAUUGAGAAGGAGAACACUUAUUCGAGUGUGGAGUCGGAAUUAGGAAGCUCAGCUGCGGCUUUCAUGCGGUGGAGCAGUGUUUUUAGUAAUGGAAAGCAUAGUGGGAGGUCUAGUGAUGUCCGAUCGGCUUACUAUAGAGCAACAAAUGCGAGGGGUCGGAUAGAGGAAAAUGCUGAGAAAAGCAAGAACGGUUGGCUACAAUCGGAUAUUGACCCUGUUCUGGAUUCGAUAGUUUUACUUCAGACUGCUCAGGAAGCAUUAGAAAGUGAGAUCCAAAAAUUGGUGGAAAUUGGGAGGGAUCCGAUGCUAAAUGACUUUGAUGGCUGUUGUGAAGAAAACGAAGGGGGGAUUAGUUCCUCAAGUCUUUUGCCCGAUGUACUUAAACUGGAACAAAAGGUGAAGCAUCUUGAAAAUGAAUUGAAAGAUGCAUCAGCCACCAUCGAGGCAAAGGAGUCGAAAUUGCUUGAGCUUCAAGUGCUUCUCAAUGGUACCCAACUACCAACUCUUCAAGCUAAGUGCAAGGAGAUGGAGGCUGAGCUCGAGUGGCUUCUUGGGAAGCAGUUAGAAGCAGAAGUCGAGUGCCUAAUCUUAACAAAAGCGAAUCGAAGCUGUAAACGUUUAGUAGAGGACGAGAUCGCACUCUUAAAGGAGCAGAAAUCUGUGGCUAGUGAUCAUGCAAAAUUAACGCUUGAGCUACAAGAAAACGGGAAGAAGGCUAUAAUUUUGGAGGAGCGAUCAGAGAAACUAGAGGCGAGUUGUAAGGAGCUUGUUGGAACAGCAGAGAAUUUGAAGCUACAGAAUAGAGUCUGUAAAACUUCUCUCUUUUGCUUUGUUCAGGUGAUAAUGUUGUUUAUUGCCUUGGGGGUGUUUCUUAUCCAAUUGUUUCCCCCAUCUAGUGAUGUUGUACCCACGUAGUUUUGUAAAAUCGCCUACGAAAUCACUUUUCCAUGUUUUGCUCACUUCUUUUUGUUAAGAUAUUUCAGGGAAACUGAAUUGUAUACGCUUCCUUCAGAAAUUCUUUUCGCCUUUUCUUGUGGAGCUGAAAUAGAUCUGAUCACAUUAGAGACAA
This is a messenger RNA of Ananas comosus (pineapple), 5207 nucleotides long. RefSeq lists its product as uncharacterized. NCBI's taxonomy places the organism in Eukaryota, Viridiplantae, Streptophyta, Magnoliopsida, Poales, Bromeliaceae. The transcript has 6 exons. Bases 644 to 5053 code for a protein of 1469 amino acids. The record is from RefSeq and is a predicted model, not a curated record.